Messenger RNA from Fragaria vesca subsp. vesca, 1496 nucleotides. Its product is annotated as 30S ribosomal protein S11-like. NCBI's taxonomy places the organism in Eukaryota, Viridiplantae, Streptophyta, Magnoliopsida, Rosales, Rosaceae. The record is from RefSeq and is a predicted model, not a curated record. Bases 200 to 880 code for a protein of 226 amino acids. The transcript has 3 exons. Gene Ontology annotation, molecular function: mRNA 5'-UTR binding; structural constituent of ribosome; small ribosomal subunit rRNA binding. Gene Ontology annotation, cellular component: mitochondrial small ribosomal subunit; ribosome. Gene Ontology annotation, biological process: ribosomal small subunit assembly; maturation of SSU-rRNA from tricistronic rRNA transcript (SSU-rRNA, 5.8S rRNA, LSU-rRNA); translation.
GGACGGCCUAGAUUUCAAAACUGAAACCGGAUCCAUAUUGUCUUCGUCAGAGUGAGAGGAAUUGACCAUAACACCCCUCCUCCCUUUGGCUAAAGUGAAGUAGCAGCAGCAGCAGCCUCCCUCCUCCCCCCGUGGGCUUUGAGCUUGAAUCAAUAGAGAACCAGUAGCAGAGACACAACAACAAGUGGGGAAGUGAGUGAUGUUCUCGUCUCUGUCUCGGUUGGUCCCUCGGAUGACCAGAUGCCAUGGCGACCUCACUGCUUUGAGGUCCUUUUCCUUCUCUAGUUUCCCACCCCCACCCCCACCCCCACCAGGUUCGGCAGGGAGUUUUCAGCAGGGUGAUAAUGCUUCUGAGAAUGUUGCAACAGGAAGGGACUUGUAUAAUGUCUCUGGAUUUCGUGGAAGGAAUUCCAACUCCAUGAACUUUGUGAGGAAUGCUAUAGACCAGGAUGGAAGGGAAAACAGACCCGAUCCUCAGUUUCAGUUCCCUAUCAGACAUAUGGAGCAGAAUGCUGAUGUAGUCCACAUAAAGUUGAUGCGUAAUAAUACUUUUGUUACCGUCACUGAUUCAAAGGGGAACAAGAAACUUGGGGCUUCAGCUGGAUCUGUACCAGAAAUGAAAGGAGGAGCAAAAUUGUCUCGCUAUGCUGCCGAAGCAACUGCAGAAUAUGUUGGACGCAUGUCCAGAAAUUUUGGGUUGAAAUCAGUUGUGAUGAGGGUGAAAGGGUUUACUUAUUUCAAGAAGAAAAAGACGGCUAUCUUGAGCUGGAAAGACGGCUUUACUAACUCCAGAGUGGGUCAAAAUCCAGUUAUAUAUGUUGAAGAUACAACCCGAAAGCCCCAUAAUGGCUGCCGACUCCGGAAGCAGCGUCGUGUUUAGAUACGGUAUGCUUUCUGUUGACCAAGUUUUACUUGUACUUGGCUAUAAGCAUCUUAUACUGAGAUGAGUAAAAUCUUGGUGAUGGGCAAAUAAACUUUUGCUAGAAGACCUUUGGCACUUUUUUUUUCUUUUCACUUCAAAGCUCAAACCCAAUCUGAUUUUGUAGUCUAUUUGAAGAUCACUUUAGGCUGUUUCACAUAUGGUUUUUGUUUUAAUGUAGUUGAUUGGAAUUUUCUGUGAUAGUAUUGGUGAUACAAAGUUUGCCUAAUGUGUUUUGUUCUUAUAUAAGUGGCAGGUUUAUCAAGUGUUAAAUGCAUUUUUACUCACUGCUCUUAUGUAUUAGCAAUUGCCAAAAACUUCAUUAAGUUCGCAAGCAAGUUUUGUUUGGAUCGUUGUUGCAAAAUGGUCAUUGCAUGUGGGAGGGAACUGGGAAGUAGUGGUGAGAUAUAAGUUCUCAUACUUGUUAUAGUUGUGGUUUGUAUGUCUUAAUUGAUUUCAAUUCCCUGCUGAAGUUCACAACUAAGACAAUACCAUGUGACGAAUCUACGUAUGGUUUAUGACCUAGUUAUGGAGGACGAGUGUUUAUUGGUGGUCGAGUACUUUGUACCCAAAAAAA